AUGCUCUUUCUUUACAGUGAUGAAAUGGAGGAUAGAGAACAGAGAAUAGGUUCAGUACGUGGUGAAGAGGAUGCCCUCCUUCCCGGGCAUGUGCUCUCAGUGGGUAUGAAGGUACCGGAAUUGUUUGAAAAGGUCGAUAACAAUACUGUUAUGCCUGCUUAUAUUGGGAAUCCUCUUAAACCGUUUGGUACCAAUCCCCCUAUAUGUUUACAAAAAGGAUUUUUAAUGGAUUUUCCUAUGAGUACGCUUGAACAAGAGUUACGACGCAUCUACGCAAUAGUGGAUGCUGUAAUGAAAGAACACCAACUCACAUAUUGGCCAGCAGAUGGUACAUUGUUGGGUAUAAUUCGUCAAGGACGUGUCGCGAAUGAUCGUGAUUUGGAUUUUCAUGUUUUAACAACGAUGGAAGACUGCAAACCACUUUUGCGUUCUCUGGGAAGUUCAUUUAAGAAGCUUGCUAACUUAACAUACUUUAAAGUAAUAUCGGUAAGAAAAAGACACUUACCUUACUAUAGAAUGGGAAUGUUUGCCAUGGUUCGAAUGAUGCGUAAGUUCGGUUUCUUUAACACAGGUGUUGAUUUAACAUGUGUACACCGUCAGCCAAAUGGAUCACACACAGUGUUUAACCAUUUUGGUCGUCUUAUGCUGUUGCCAAAUAACAGUUUUCCUUUAAUACCUUGUCGUGCCUACGAUAUGACGGUUUUAUGCCCUGGUGAUGGGUAUCGAAUGUUGGAGGCCUUCAAGCCACGCUAUGAAGGGUGUAUGGUGUUUCCUCAUUGCUUUGGCGACCCAGAGACCUCGCACGUUCGUUGUCUCACACCACAUCCAUUAGUUCCAUUAAAACAUUUUAUAGAUGCUACUACUACACUUAAGCAAUGUGGAUAUGUUAAUUUAGUUGAUCAUUACAGCGAGGAACCUUUAUGUGCUCACUUGAUGAAUGAGACAAGAGUGUUGGAAAAUGGGGUUAAUCAUUCACUGGAUUGUAGGGUUUUUAACGAAAAUAAGUUUUGCUUUUUGCAAAAGUUUAAUGGCUAG
Messenger RNA from Trypanosoma theileri, 1035 nucleotides. Its product is annotated as putative membrane-associated protein. The record is from RefSeq and is a predicted model, not a curated record. The transcript has a single exon. NCBI's taxonomy places the organism in Eukaryota, Euglenozoa, Kinetoplastea, Trypanosomatida, Trypanosomatidae. Bases 1 to 1035 code for a protein of 344 amino acids.